AUGGUUCUGGGUUCAGUCCUACAGGAGCUAACCAACAUAUGCAUUCUUGAGAGAUAUAUUCAUUUGAGAAUUGUUGAUGUGAGCAACAAUCAGUUAUCCAGUUUAAGCCCUUUAGACUUCUUACCAAAUCUGUUGUCUCUGAAAGCAGACAAAAACAUCAUUGAAGAGGUGGACAUUAAACCACAUCCUUUUUUACAAUACAUUUCCUUGAGUAAUAACAAGAUCGAGAACAUUUCUGAGGGACUGUCACACCCCCUUGUCAGACAUAUAGACCUCAGUACCAACAAAAUCAAGGAACUAUCACAAUUGAAUGAAGAGACAUACUCUAAACUUACCGUUCUCAAACUCCAAGAGAAUGCUAUUGAAACCAUCAAAGAUAUCAAUUUACCAAGUCUAACGUCACUUUCUCUUGGUUAUAAUAAGAUGACAGAUCUUCAGUGGAUUUCAAAUCUGGUUAAUUUAGAAGUCUUUGAAAUCAACAACAAUUCUAUAGACAAACUUGAUGGAUUUAAUAAGGACAUGAAAAAACUGAAAUACAUUGACCUGAAAGAGAAUGUCAUUGAGGAGUUUUGCGAAAUAGAAAAACUCGCCUGUCUACCAGCUCUUACUGUUUUGUUGCUGGCCGAUAAUCCAAUCACUAAAGAAGCAGAUUUCCGCGUUGAAGUUCUUAGCUUCUUGACAACUCUUUUCACAUUGAAUUACUCUGAAGUCACGGAGGAAGAGAGAAAUGAAGCUAAUGAGGUUUCAAAAGAGCGCCAAGAGGCUCAGAAUACACAGAAAGAGGAAACACCAUCAUAGCUCACCUGUCCAGACAACUGUACACCACUUGAGUGAGGACAGUAAACACAAAUCCAGCAACCAAUGAUCAGGCAUUCCUAUAACAUAAAGAAGUUACAAAGGUGUAUUAUUGAUAUCAUAUCAAUAUAAUAUCUGUGAAAUAUUGCUGUAAUAUUUCUAUGAUAAAAAAUGCAACAUUAUACGAUAUUCUUCUGAACGCAAUAGACAGACUUUCUUCUUGAAUUGGUUUUUAUACUUUAAUACCAUUAUACUUCUUAACAUGCUGCAGUAUUGCAUCGUUUGCUUUUUAAUAUAUUUUUUUUGUGUAACUUUGUAGCUUUUAUUGUUUGUACUAACUUGAAUGCCAAAGUAUUUCCUGUCCUCUCUGAGAGUCCCAUAUUUUGUUUAGGUAUAACUACAGCUGUAUCGAUAUGGAAUUUUGCUUUGUGACUAUGUGGCUUCAGGUUCAUUACCCAAGGUUUGACACCUUGGGCAAGUUUCUUUUACUAUUAUAGCCUUGAGUGAGUCAAUGACUUGUGAGCAACAAAUAGAAACUAUAUGUCAGCCCAUCUUAUAUACAUGUACACCAUUACUUUCAGACCUGACUGAAUGCUAAGCAAUGAUAAAAUUCCUGCAUCAAACCAAAAUAAAUCUCUUCACCUAUUUUACUAUCAA
Molecule: messenger RNA, 1452 nt
Organism: Octopus bimaculoides (California two-spot octopus)
Lineage: Eukaryota; Metazoa; Mollusca; Cephalopoda; Octopoda; Octopodidae
Product: leucine-rich repeat-containing protein 23
Cellular component (GO): cytoplasm
Molecular function (GO): protein binding
Source: RefSeq, a predicted model, not a curated record